Molecule: messenger RNA, 1956 nt
Organism: Physcomitrium patens
Lineage: Eukaryota; Viridiplantae; Streptophyta; Bryopsida; Funariales; Funariaceae
Biological process (GO): biosynthetic process
Source: RefSeq, a predicted model, not a curated record
CGGUUUGCGAAUCUCGUCGCCCCCGCCUCGUUUGUGGUGUGCAUUGUUGAUGGAAGUGCCUGAAAAGCUCGCUUCGUGGCUUCAUGUAGAUUUGAUUGGUGAACACUGACUGUGAUGCGCCUCUGUGACGUGACAGAGAUCUUAGUGCUCGACGUUUGUUUUCUCCGCAUAGUAUAGGGGUGAGUAUUGGAAUUUGUAUGUCAAAGAAAAGCAAUAUUCUUUCCUUUUCAUGAGAGCAAGAACAGUGCGGCAAGGAGGUAGGCUCCAGCGAUUAUCUACCACAAGGAGCACUGUGCUCAACCUCGUCUCUCUCCAAACGUCAGUGCGAGGUCUUCAUUGACCCUUUUAUUUGUCUCGAACGGAAGCUGUGGAAAAUGGGGCUCACCAAUGACGUACCGAGCACUGUCAGUUCUCAGAAGAAGACCGUGGCCGUCAUUAUGAUGGGGGGGCCUACUAAAGGUACUCGCUUCCGGCCACUUUCUUUUAACUUGGCUAAGCCUUUGUUUCCCUUGGCGGGCCAGCCAAUGGUUCAUCAUCCAAUCCUUGCGUGCAAAAAGAUACCUGAUUUGGCGCAGGUGUAUCUUAUUGGAUUUUAUGAGGAAAAAGAAUUUUCGCUCUACAUCUCUGCGCUUUCAAACGAUCUUAAGGUCCCUGUGAGGUACUUGCGUGAGGACAAACCUCACGGAUCUGCUGGUGGCCUAUAUAAUUUUCAGGAUCUACUGAUGGAAGAUGACCCUACCGACAUUGUUGUAUUGAACUGCGAUGUAUGCUGCAGCUUUCCUUUGACUGCAAUGCUCGAGGCUCACAGAAAGCAUGGGGGGAUAGGCACACUUUUAGUCAAGAAGGUGUCUAAAGAAGUCGCAAGCGAAUUUGGUGAGUUGGUGGCGGAUACCAAAACAGGCGAGCUACUUCAUUAUGCAGAGAAACCGGAGACUUUCGUGAGUGAUUUCAUCAAUUGUGGAGUUUAUGUAUUCACACCAGAAAUUUUUAAUGCCAUCAAAAAUGUUUCAUCAAGCAAGCAUGAAAUCUCAAGUCUUCGUCGCAUGUCAAGCUUCGAAGCCCUCCACACUGCAACUAAUAGCAGAGCUAUGCAAGCUGAUUUUGUGAGGCUUGAUCAAGAUAUCCUCACCCCUCUAGCUGGCAAAAAGAAGCUCUAUACCUUCGAAACUAAUGAUUUCUGGGAGCAGAUUAAAACACCAGGAAUGUCUCUCCGGUGCUCGUCGCUGUACUUAGCACAAUAUAGGGUGACGAUGCCCGAGCUUUUGGCUAGUGGAGAUGGUAAUAGAUCGCCUACAAUAAUAGGAGACGUCUUCAUCCAUAGAUCUGCCAAAGUUCAUCCAACUGCCAAGCUAGGACCUAAUGUCUCUGUAUCAGCCAAUGCCCGUGUUGGCCCUGGUGCUCGGCUCAUAGGGUGUAUCAUUCUUGAUGAUGUUGAAAUCAAGGAAAAUGCUGUAGUGAUGCACUCUAUAGUUGGCUGGAAGUCUACAUUGGGCAAAUGGGCUCGAGUUCAGGGAGGAGGCGAUUACAAUGCCAAGUUGGGCAUCACCAUUCUUGGAGAAGACGUGGCCGUUGAGGAUGAGGUUGUUGUUGUUAAUUGCAUUGUCCUACCUCACAAGACCCUCAACAUUAGCGUCCAAGAUGAGAUCAUCUUGUAAAUGCUGAUGAGAUUUAUGUCGAGACUUGAUAGCGUGAUGUGUAUCACACAUUAAUAGCGAGUUUCUUAUGUGGUUCUUUUGGUCUUGGUAGGCUGUCUGUUUAGUUGGCUAUUUUAGAGGAGGCUGGACCACGGGUUAGGCUGCGGUGGCGGGAAGUUUUAUAAGCAGAGAAGUUUCUGAUUACUGAAGACUGAGAUAGAAAUAAAUAUGUUGUGAGUAGGAUAUUUCAUUAAAGAAUCAGUUAUUGUAUCGCAUGUGAGGCCCUAAAGAAGGCUAUUGUGCACCGUGUACUUAUUGGCUA